AUGGCUGGAUUUUCUUUGCCCUUUCCCUUUUUUCCUUUCCCUCGCUCCAUCUUCGUGCACCCAAACGGUUCCGUCGAUUUAUCUUUCGAACCUCGAGAGCGCCAAAACAACCAUACCCAGACCGUCAUACCCACAAACGCCGAAGACACGGUUACGCUUGUAAAUAGAGGAACCAUCAACAACCGCGUCGCAGUGCCGGUCCACCAGAGGCAGGCCACGGUUCCACAUACCUCCAUCAGUCUAGGGGUUUUCUACCGUGCCCAAUUUAGAGACAACAGCCCGGAGAACAAGGCGAUUCUUGAAAUCCUCGACUUCAAAGGGCUCGCCCGCGAUAGGAACACCAAGUUAUACCGCGGCGCUGGCGUCUUUGUCGCCUUCCUCGCCAUGUUGUGGUUUACUGGCGGUCGAGAAAUCGUCCAGGAUGUCUGCAAGAAUAAAGAGUAG
Molecule: messenger RNA, 444 nt
Organism: Scedosporium apiospermum
Lineage: Eukaryota; Fungi; Ascomycota; Sordariomycetes; Microascales; Microascaceae
Exons: 2
Coding region: 1-444 (147 amino acids)
Source: RefSeq, a predicted model, not a curated record